AUGAAAGCCUGGUUUAUUACCGCUGUCCUUGUCGCACCCCUUGUUGCGGCUCUUCCGCCGGUUCCCAAGGAUGGUGAAUUGCAUUGUAUUGGCGCUUGUCAGCAAGGAGAUCCCAAUUCUCUGAUGGGCCGCGUCCUUGAGGCCAAGAAGGCCGAUUGGGAGCAAUGCGAAACUUCUACUUCAUUGGUUUGCAAGGCCCAACAGAACAGCAGUUCAUUUGCCCCCACUGCAUCCCUCCAGAGCGUCGGAUACAAAAAGUGUGCUAACGGAUUUGCUGGAGACUACCCAUGCAAAGGAGUCGACCUCCUAUCCUUCAUUCCCCACACCGAGCUCGGAAGCCAAGGUAACGGCAACGACAUCUGGGGAUGGACGGACCCAACCACCAAGCGCGAGUAUGCCAUCAUCGGUCAAACAGAUGGCACUGCCUUUGUGGACAUUACCAGUCCAUCGUCCCCAAUCUUCCUUGGACGUUUGGCCUCCAACGUCAACGCCAAAGUACCCUGGAGGGAUAUCAAAGUCUUUAAGGACCAUGCGUUCAUCGUCGCUGAUGACUCGUCCAAUGCACAUGCAUGCAGAGAAGUCGGAAAGACCCACAACAUUGCCAUUAACGAGGAGACUGGGUUUGCGUACCUUGUCGGCUCUCGUACCUGCAAUUCGGGUCUGCACAUGGUAGACAUUAAUACCCCGGCCGCUCCCAAGUUUGUUGGAUGCGCGAGCUCUGACGGCUAUACCCACGACGUUCAAGUCGUUAACUACAAGGGACCUGAUUCUCGCUACCGUGGUCGGGAGAUUGCGUUCGCAUCCAAUGAGGAUACUGUCACAUUCUGGGACGUUACUGACAAGUCGUCGCCCAAGAUACUCUCUCGCACUGGAUACACGGGUGCUGCGUACACUCACCAGGGAUGGCUGACCGAGGACCAUCAGUACUUUCUCGUUGACGACGAACUCGACGAGAAGAAUGGUUCAGACAAGCACACCAAGACCUACAUCUGGGACGUCCGCUCCCUCACUGCUCCCAAGCAUAUUGGUACCUACAGCGCCCCGGUAACCUCAAUCGACCACAACCUGUACAUCAAGGGCAACUAUGCUUACCUCGCAAACUACGGCUCCGGCUUGCGCGUCCUCGAUAUUUCAAAGGUUGCGCAAGCGAAGCUGCAAGAAGUUGCUUACUUUGAUGUCACCCCCGAGAAGAAUGAGGCCGUCUUUGAAGGAUCUUGGUCUAGCUACAUCUACUUUCCCUCUGGAAACAUUGUUGUGAACUCUAUUGAGAGAGGAUUCUUUGUGGUCAAGACGACCACCAUUUAG
This is a messenger RNA of Spizellomyces punctatus DAOM BR117, 1305 nucleotides long. RefSeq names its product regulatory P domain-containing protein. Gene Ontology annotation, molecular function: protein binding. NCBI's taxonomy places the organism in Eukaryota, Fungi, Chytridiomycota, Chytridiomycetes, Spizellomycetales, Spizellomycetaceae. Bases 1 to 1305 code for a protein of 434 amino acids. Gene Ontology annotation, cellular component: extracellular region. The record is from RefSeq and is a predicted model, not a curated record. The transcript is spliced from 4 exons.